Messenger RNA from Candidozyma haemuli, 1536 nucleotides. RefSeq names its product protein phosphatase 2A regulatory subunit (gene CDC55). Bases 1 to 1536 code for a protein of 511 amino acids. The transcript has a single exon. Gene Ontology annotation, molecular function: protein binding; protein phosphatase regulator activity. The record is from RefSeq and is a predicted model, not a curated record. NCBI's taxonomy places the organism in Eukaryota, Fungi, Ascomycota, Pichiomycetes, Serinales, Metschnikowiaceae. Gene Ontology annotation, cellular component: protein phosphatase type 2A complex; cytosol. Gene Ontology annotation, biological process: peptidyl-serine dephosphorylation.
AUGGACCACAAUUGGAAGUUUUCCCAAUGCUUCGGCGAUAAGGGAGAUAUUGAGAACAUCACGGAAGCUGACAUCAUCUCGACAGUUGAGUUCGACAGCACGGGCACUUUUUUGGCCACUGGUGACAAAGGUGGCCGUGUGGUGUUGUUUGAGAGAAACGGCAAUAAGAAGAAUAGCUGUGAGUACAAGUUCUUUACCGAGUUCCAGAGUCACGAUGCCGAGUUCGACUACCUCAAGUCGUUGGAGGUGGAAGAGAAGAUCAAUAAGAUUCAGUGGUUACGUUCGCUGAAUAACCUGUUGUAUCUCUUGUCGACAAACGACAAGACCAUCAAGUUGUGGAAGAUUAUGGAGAGGCAAGUGAGACUUGUCAGCGAGAACAACUUGAACGGAAUGGACCAUUUGCCUUCGGGUAAGACCAACGUGGGUGACUUGAAGUUGCCCAAGAUGACUUUCCACGAUAAGUUAAUCCUGGCCCAGCCGAAAAAAAUCUACUCCAACGCUCAUGCUUACCAUAUCAACUCCAUCUCCGUCAACUCCGACCAAGAGACAUACCUAUCGCUGGACGACUUGCGCAUCAACUUGUGGAACUUGGAUAUCUCUGAUCAAUCCUUUAACAUUGUCGAUAUCAAGCCCACUAAUAUGGAGGAGCUCACUGAGGUGAUCACCUCUGCGGAGUUUCAUCCUCAGCAUUGCAACUUAUUCAUGUAUUCCCUGUCCAAAGGCACCAUCAAGUUGCUGGAUAUGAGAUCCAAUUCCUUGUGUGACACUCACGCAAAGAUCUUUGAGGAAUACUUGGACCCGGCGUCGCAUAAUUUCUUCACCGAGAUCACUUCAUCUAUCCUGGACGUUAAAUUCUCCCAGGACGGUCGUUACAUUGUCUCCAGAGAUUACAUGACUGUGAAGCUCUGGGAUUUGGCCAUGGAAAGAAAGCCCGUGGCCACGAUUAAUGUUCACGAACACUUGAGAGACCGUUUAUGUGAUACCUAUGAAAAUGAUGCCAUCUUUGAUAAGUUUGAGGUUCAGUUCGGCGGAGACAACCGUUCCGUCAUGACAGGCUCCUACAACAACAACUUCAUGAUAUAUCCUAAUGCUGUCAAUUCUAGUAACUCUACACUCAAUUCCAAUAAGCAAGGAUUGGAUUUGUCGCUGUUCUCGCUCAAGAAGGGAGGCCAAAGAGGAAGCGACGACGAGGACAAGAAUGGAGCGCAAAACAAUGAUGACGAUGACGAUGAUGAUUCCGAAGAAGAUGCCAAACUCUUUGCUCCUCCUGGCCAGGGCUUCCCACAGUCGCCAAAACCUGGCGAUGAUGAGCAGGAGGAGAUUAUCUUGCAGGCCGACAAGUCUGCGUUCAAGUCAAAGAAGUCAGGCCAAGAAGGAACUACACGUCGUCGCAUGAUGAGCGGAGUCGGUAGUGGAGGAGUGGAUAACGACUACAUUGACUUCAAAAAGAGCAUUUUACAUUUGUCGUGGCAUCCACAGGAAAACCUGGUUGCCAUUGCAGCCACGAAUAAUCUUUACAUUUUCUCGACAUUGUGA